Fusarium verticillioides 7600 is the source of this 1218-nucleotide messenger RNA. RefSeq names its product alcohol dehydrogenase. The coding region runs from base 111 to 956 and encodes 281 amino acids. NCBI's taxonomy places the organism in Eukaryota, Fungi, Ascomycota, Sordariomycetes, Hypocreales, Nectriaceae. Gene Ontology annotation, molecular function: oxidoreductase activity. The record is from RefSeq and is a predicted model, not a curated record. The transcript has 2 exons.
GAUCUCUACGCGCUCCGCACAAGUUACACAGCAGCAAAACACAAUCUACUCCUCUCGUCCAAAAACACCAAACUUUGUCUAAUUGAAUAUAGAUUUUGUUUAUCUAUUUUAUGAUGGAGCGCUCACAAUCUGACACCCUGCCUCUAGCGAAUUCGGUCCAAAUUCCCCAGCUCGGAUUUGGUGUGUAUUUAUCCCCACCCGAAGUCUGCACCAAAUCAUGCCUCACUGCACUCGAAGCUGGAUAUCGUCACAUCGACACAGCACAGUACUACGCCAACGAAAAAGAAGUCGGACAGGCUGUUCAAAAGUCCAACGUCGAUCGGAAAGACGUUUUCUUGACCACCAAGAUCCUUGAGGCUGCUGGUUCUGUUGACGGAAGCUACGCAAAAUGCAUUGAGAGUAUUGAGAAGCUUGAUCCUGAAAGCGGUUAUGUCGACCUUUUUCUCAUUCAUAGCCCUAAUAGUGGCUCUUCAAAGAGAAAGGAGAUGUGGCAGGCCUUGGAGAGGCUGUAUGAGGAUGGAAAGGCUAAGAGCAUUGGCGUGAGCAAUUUUGGUACCCAACAUAUUGAAGAGCUGAAGCAAUUCGCCAAAGUCUGGCCUCCCCAUGUCAAUCAGAUCGAGCUGCAUCCGUGGGCACAGCAGAGAGACGCCGUAGAAUACUGCGAAAAGAACAACAUCGUGGUAGAAGCUUAUGCUCCUCUCGUUCGCAACCAAAAAGCCGAUGACAAGACGCUCAAAAGCAUCGCAUCAAAGCACGACGUCACGCCUAGCCAAGUAUUGAUUCGAUACUGUCUCCAGAAGAACUGGGUCCCCCUUCCAAAAAGCGAUACGCCUGAGCGCAUCAAAGCUAAUGCUGAUGUUUUCGGUUUUGAUCUGGAUGACAGGGAUAUGAGGGCGCUGGAUGAUUUGGACGAGGGCGCUGCGGGUGCAAUUGUGCAGGCGGUGGAUAAUUAUUGAACACAGUGGAACUUGCUUUGUGAUGAAGAUUCGUGUGUAGUUUCAGGUGUUGGGUUGCAGUGCAAGGAUGUGAUGAGAUGGAUGUUACACCGAAUCUUAACCUGAACUUUAGAUCUUGAGAUCUGGCUCAUCUCUUGGUUUGGGAAUCUUAGAUAAACGAGCUUAUAGCCUCUCAUAGAUCAAGGUUUAUACGCGUCAUUGACUCAGAUUCACUUCAGGUACAAUCUCGAUAAUCUCAUGUCUCAGACUCGGGACCAACGUC